Ipomoea triloba (trilobed morning glory) is the source of this 2082-nucleotide messenger RNA. RefSeq names its product putative indole-3-acetic acid-amido synthetase GH3.9. Gene Ontology annotation, molecular function: acid-amino acid ligase activity. The transcript has 4 exons. The record is from RefSeq and is a predicted model, not a curated record. Lineage: Eukaryota; Viridiplantae; Streptophyta; Magnoliopsida; Solanales; Convolvulaceae. Gene Ontology annotation, cellular component: cytoplasm. Bases 153 to 1961 code for a protein of 602 amino acids.
UGUUAUAACCCAACCUAUCUACUAUUAUUAUAUUUAUAUAUAUUAUUACUACUAAUUAAUAUAAUAAUAUAAUUCUAAUAAUUUAAGUUCAUUCUCUCUUCAUUUUGCAAUUGCUUUUUUAUUCCCUGUAUUUUUGUGUGUGUAGUACAUAUAUGAUGGACGGGAAGAAGUUGGAAUACAAGGGUGAGAAGGCGUUGAAAGAGAUUGAAAGGCUAACGUCAAACGCCGGAGAGGUUCAAGAAGAAAUUCUAAUAAGAAUAAUGGAGAUGAAUGGGGGGUGUGAGUAUUUGAAGAAGUUCAACUUGAAAAACAAAAAUUCCUCUUCAUCAGUACAAGAUUUGGUUUCGGAUUUCAAACGUUGUGUGCCUGUUAUCGCGUACGAGGAUAUCAAGCCUUACAUCCUCAGAAUUGCCAACGGUGACCACUUCAGCCUCAUCACCGGUCAACCCAUAACUGAGAUGCUCUGCAGUUCAGGAACUUCAGGGGGAGAGCCAAAGAUUAUGCCGUCAAUCGCUGAGGAUCUUGAUCGGAGGACGUUUCUUUACAAUCUCAUUAUGCCGAUUAUGGACCAGUAUAUUCCCGGGAUGGACGGGGGAAAGGCGAUGUAUCUUUAUUUCGUGAAAGCCGAAAAGUCGACUCCGUGCGGUCUACCGGCACGGUCGGUGCUAACAAGCUACUACAAAAGCAAGCAUUUCAAGUGCCGCGCCUUCGAUCCUUACAACGACCUGACCAGCCCGGACCAAGCCAUUCUCUGCUCCGACAGCAACCAAAGCAUGUAUUGCCAGCUCCUAUCCGGCCUCGUGUACCGCCGCCAAGUCCUCCGCCUCGGGGCCGUCUUCGCCUCGGCUUUUCUCCGAGCCAUCUCCUUCCUCCAACACAACUGGCCCGCCCUGUGCCUCGACAUCAGGACCGGGCAGCUCAGCGGUGCGAUCACCGACUCCGAGUGCCGAGCCGCGAUGUCCAAAAUCCUCUUGGCGCCCGACCCGGAGCUGGCGGGCGAGAUUGAGGAGAUUUGUGGGGCCCCGUCGUGGAAGGGGAUUGUGUACCGGCUUUGGCCUAAGGCUAAGUAUAUUGAGGCGGUUAUUACGGGGUCCAUGUCGCAAUAUGUUCCGGCUCUUAGGUUUUAUAGCGAUGGGAAGUUGCCGUUGAUUUGUACCAUGUACGCGUCGUCGGAGUGUUACUUCGGGGUCAAUUUGAAGCCGCUGAGUGAUCCCGCGGACGUCGCCUUCACGCUCUUGCCUAACAUGUGCUACUUCGAGUUCAUCCCCUUGGGUGAUGAAAACGGAACGUUCUUGUCGAAUCUGAAUAAAGAAGAAGAAGAGUCAAUUCCUCUCGUUGACCUCGUAGAUGUUAGGCUUGGGUGUUACUAUGAAUUGGUUGUCACUACAUUUUCUGGGCUAUACCGGUACCGGAUCGGAGAUGUGCUGCAAGUGACGGGGUUCCACAACAAAGCGCCGCAAUUCAAAUUCAUAUGUCGCAGAAAUGUGGUGCUAAGCAUCGACACCGAUAAAACCAACGAGGAAGACCUUCAUCGGAGCAUCACGGCGGCGGCGAAGAAGCUUCUGGAGCCUCACCAGGCGCUGCUAGUGGAAUACACCAGCUACGCAGACACGUCAUCGGUCCCGGGUCACUACGUCAUCUACUGGGAAAUCAUCAUGCACGCCGCCGCGGCCAUUGAUGACGCGCAGGUCCUCCAAGACUGCUGCAUUGCCAUCGAAGAACAGCUGGACUAUGUGUACCGGCGGUGCAGGAGGCACGACAAGUGUAUAGGCCCGCUGGAGAUUCGUGUGGUGAAGCCUGGGACCUUUGAUUUGCUAAUGGGCAACUUCAUCAAUGAAGGGUCAUCCAUCAAUCAGUACAAGACUCCCAGGUGUAUCAAAUCUAAUUCUGCCCUCAAAAUCCUUGAGUCGAACGUAAGGGGAAGGUAUUUCAGUCCCAGAGAUCCUGCGUGGACACCUUGAAUAAUCAAUUCAAUGUAACAUUAACUAUUGGUUAGUGUUAGAAAUUAUGAAAUGGAUGGUGCCAUGGUGGUUGUGUGAAUCAACCAAACCAUAGAGGUCGAGGGUCAAAUUAUAAAUAAAU